AUGCAGUGCUACUCAGAACUGACGCCUCCGACGGCUGUCUCCCACUCGAUCGCCCUCCCUUUACUCUCGGCGCAAAGCAGCAACCUCGUCGUCGCAAAAGCUUCAGUACUCCAAAUAUUCGAGACCAGGACCAUCACAUCCGAAAUCGACGUUCCACAGGCCUCGAGCCUGCACUCGACCAAGCCAAACGCCCACUACGACAGUCGAAUCAACGACGACGAUGGACUCGAGUCGUCGUUCCUCGGCGGCGAUGCUGCUUUCCAGAAAUCCGAUCGCGCGCACAAUACAAAGCUCAUCCUAGUCGCCGAGGUCUCUUUGUCUGGCACGAUAACGGGGCUGGCAAGAAUCAAGACGAAGAACACCGUGUCAGGAGGCGAAGCACUGCUCGUCCUGUUCAAAGACGCCAAGUUGAGUCUGCUGGAAUGGGACCCGGAGCGACACGACUUGACAACCAUUUCAAUCCAUUACUAUGAACAGGAGGACCUCCAAGGAAGCCCCUGGGCACCCCCGCUGAGUGAUUGCGUCAACUUCCUGGCUGCGGAUCCUGGGAGCAGGUGUGCCGCCCUGAAGUUUGGCUCCAGAAACCUCGCCAUCUUGCCUUUCAAACAGGCUGAUGAGGAAGACAUUGCAAUGGAUGACUGGGAUGAGGAACUUGAUGGCCCAAGACCGGUGAAACAAGAUCUGCCCUCGGCGGUUGUAAAUGGCAUUAGCAACAUAGAAGACACCCCGUAUUCACCGUCAUUUGUCCUUCGAACCUCCCGUCUCGAUCCCAACCUGAUUCAUCCCAUUGAUCUCGCCUUUCUGCACGAGUAUAGAGAGCCAACAUUUGGCAUUUUAUCCUCGAAGCUGGCUCCAUCAGCUGCAGUGGGUCGGAAGGACCAUCUUUCCUUCAUGGUGUUCAAUCUAGACAUUCAACAAGAGUCCCAUACUCCCAUCUUGUCAGUUGGCGGGCUGCCCCAAGAUCUGUUCAAGGUCAUUGCUGUACCUGCUCCUGUUGGUGGUGCCCUCCUCGUCGGGGCUAAUGAGCUGGUCCACAUAGAUCAGUCAGGCGCAACAAACGGGGUGGGGGUGAACCCCUUCACGAAGCAGUGCACAGAUUUCACUCUCAACGACCAGUCUUACCUUGGACUGCGUCUCGAAGGAUGCUCCCUUGAUUUCAUUUCACCAGAAACAGGGCAGAUGCUUCUUGUCUUGUCUGAUGGUCGCCUGGCAACACUGGACUUCCAGGUGGACGGACGUAGAGUGUCUGGCCUUCUGCUCAAGCUUGUCAGUCCCGAAUCAGGGGGCGCCAUCAUACCAUAUCGGGUUUCUUGCCUCAGUCGAUUGGGCAGGAAUACAAUCUUUGCGGCCAGUGAAGAAGGAGACUCAGUCGUUCUCGGUUGGACUCGCAAACAAGGUCAGGCGUCAAGGAGGAAACCACGGCCCCAGGACACAUCUUUGGAAUUGGAAGAUCUGGAAGACGAGGAUUUUGAAGAUGAGGAUGAUCUCUACGCAGAGACUCCGGCAGUCACCCAGAUCACAAAUGGCGCUGCUGCAUCGAAAGGGGGCGAGAUGGUUUUCAGAAUUCACGACAAGCUUACGAGUAUCGCACCAAUUCGAGACAUCACAUACGGAAAAGCAUCCUUCCCCAGCGACGAGGAAGAAGAGCAGAACUUAUCUGGGGUGCGGAGUAAUCUGCAGCUUGUGGCAGCCGUAGGGACUGGGCAAGCCGGGUCAUUGGCAAUAAUGAAUCGCGAAAUACAGCCCAAGGUCGUUGGUCGGUUUGAGUUCCCAGAAGCCCGGGGAGUAUGGACCAUGAACGCACAAAAGCCCGUGCCAAAAUCUUUACAAGCAGAAAAGGGCGGCCCAGCCGUAGGGAAUGACUAUGAUCCGUCCGCACAGUACGACCGAUUCAUGAUUGUGGCGAAAGUCGAUCUAGACAAUUAUGAGACUUCAGACGUCUAUGCUCUGACCGCCGCUGGUUUCGAGUCGUUGACGGGGACCGAAUUCGAGCCGGCAGCAGGUUUUACCGUCGAGGCUGGAAUGAUGGCAAACCAUCGGCGGAUCAUACAAGUAUUAAAGUCAGAAGUCCGCAUCUAUGAUGGAGACCUUGGCUUGGCUAUGAUUCUCCCUAUGGAGGAUGAGGAAACGGGUGCCGAGCCCAGGGUCCUGAGUGCGAGUAUUUGUGAUCCGUAUUUGCUCCUCAUAAGGGACGACUCGAGUGCGCUCAUUGCAGAGAUGAGCUCAGACGACGAGCUGGAGGAAAUUGAGAAGACGGACGGCAAGCUCAAGUCGACGAAAUGGGCUUCUGGCUGCCUAUACGCCGAUACUACGGGCAGAUUUGGUAACGCACCAGAAGAAAAGGGACAAAAACGGAUUUUCAUGUUCUUGCUCAAGUGGGUUGUUCGGAGGGGCGCUGCGAAGGAGACUGUUACCGAGAUCCUUGUAGCAGAUCUAGGAGACACAACGUCCAAAGCACCCCACCUGAUACUCCGCCAUGUAAAUGACGACGUCACGAUCUACGAGCCACACAAAAAUGCCAAAUCAACCACAAAUGAUCUGACAAGCUCCUUGUUCUUCCGAAAAGUACCAAAUUCGUCUCUUGCGAAGAGCGUUGAAGAGCCUACAGAUGACGAUGAUACGACAGACGAGUUUCGGAGAAUGCCACUACGGGCCCUCGAAAAUGUUGGAGGCUAUAGCACUGUCUUUCUUCCUGGUUCCUCACCCAGCUUUAUCAUCAAGUCCUCGAAGUCGACGCCGAAAGUGGUUGGGAUUCAAGGCACUGGCGUCAGGACCCUGAGCUCCUUCCACACAGAGGGCUGUGAGAGAGGUUUCAUAUACGCAGAUUCGGAAGGUAUGUCUCGUGUCACACAACUGCCCAACGACUGCACAUUUUCGGAGAUAGGAAUGUCACUUCAGAAGGUCUCUUUGGGCGUCGACACAGACUCGGUAGCGUUCAACUCUCGGGCUGAGGUGUACGCCAUCGGUUGCAAUGUUGAAGAGGAAUUCGAGCUGCCCAAAGACGAGGACAGCAACCCCCAACAAGCUCCGACGUGGAUGAAGGAGAAGAUCACAUUCAAGCCUAUAGCUGAGCGCGGUGCUUUGAAGCUCAUCACACCGCAUACUUGGACCGUCAUCGACGAGGUCGAGAUGGAGCCGUGCGAGAUUAUCACCUGCGUCAAGGCUCUAAACUUGGAAAUUUCCGAAACAACCCACGAGCGCAGUGAGCUUAUCGUCGUUGGCACUGCCAUCUCGCGAGGCGAGGAUCUUCCGAUUCGCGGCCGAAUACAUGUCUACGAUGUCGCUACAGUCAUCCCUGAACCAGGCCGACCAGAGACAGACAAAAGGUUCAAGCUCGUCGCCAAAGAAGACAUACCUAGGGGUGGUGUAACAGCGAUCUCAGGCGUUGGGACGCAGGGUUUCGUCCUGGUUGUGCACGGCCAGAAGUGUACUGUACGUGGCCUGAAGGAAGACGGGUCACUUCUUCCAGUGGCAUUCAUGGACAUGAGCAACUACGUCACGAGCGUCAAGGAGAUCCCAAGCACAGGCCUCCUGGCGAUGUCAGAUGCCUUCAAAGGAGUGUGGUUCACGGGCUACACCGAAGAACCAUACAAGAUGAUGCUCUUUGGCAAAAGCAAUACGAAGUUGGAGGUCUUGAACUGUGAAUUCGUGCCAGAUGGCAAGGAUCUCUUCAUCUUGGCUGUUGACGUGGAUGGGAAUAUCCAUAUUUUCCAAUUCGAUCCCGAGCAUCCAAAAUCCCUUCAAGGUCACCUGCUUCUACACCGAACAUCAUUUAACGUGGGAGCACACGUGCCUGUCAAGUCAAUGCUGCUACCACGAGUGCCUCUUCCCAACUCUCAGCCACAAGAGAAUGGGCACCUCACCAACGGCAUCGCAGCGAAUACCAUUUCUCCCCACACUAUCCUAUUUGCAUCACCCACCGGAUCCCUAGCUACACUCAUAUCUGUAUCUGAGACUUCUUAUCGGCGUCUCUCGUCACUCAUGUCACAGCUCAUCAAUACGCUGCCCCACCCCGCCGGCCUCAAUCCCAAGGCUUACCGCAUGCCACCCUCAGCAACACAAACCAAGGCUAGCAUGGGACCUGGUGUUGAUGCAGGAGGGGGCCGUAACAUCGUCGAUGGUGUGGUGUUGGCGAGGUGGAUGGAGUUGGCAAGCGGCAGGAGAGCGGAGAUCGCUGGGCGUGUUGGGUACUCGGGGUCAGAAGAGGUGAGGUCCGAGCUGGAGGGUGUAUUGGGCUGGAGCGGGCUGAGCUACUUCUAG
Messenger RNA from Diaporthe amygdali, 4260 nucleotides. RefSeq lists its product as uncharacterized. Lineage: Eukaryota; Fungi; Ascomycota; Sordariomycetes; Diaporthales; Diaporthaceae. The record is from RefSeq and is a predicted model, not a curated record. The transcript has 5 exons. Gene Ontology annotation, molecular function: protein binding; nucleic acid binding. The coding region runs from base 1 to 4260 and encodes 1419 amino acids. Gene Ontology annotation, cellular component: mRNA cleavage and polyadenylation specificity factor complex; nucleus.